AUGACCAACAUGUCCAGCAUGUCCAUUGUCCAACAUUUCCAACAUGCCCAACAUGUCCAACAUGCCCAACAUGCCCAACAUGCCCAACAUGCCCAACAUGUCCAGCAUGUCCAUUGUCCAACAUGUCCAACAUGCCCAACAUGUCCAACAUGCCCAACAUGCCCAACAUGUCCAGCAUGUCCAUUGUACAACAUGUUCAACAUGCCCAACAUGCCCAACAUGCCCAACGUGCCCAACAUGCCCAACAUACCCAACAUGCCCAACAUGCCCAACGUGUCCAACAUGUCCAACAUGCCCAACAUGUCCAACAUGCCCAACAUGUCCAACAUGCCCAACAUGCACAAAAAAUGCCCAACGUACCCAACAUGCCCAACAUGCCCAACAUGCCCAACAUGCCCAACAAGCCCAACAUGCCCAACAUGCCCAACAUGCCCAACAUGUCCAACAUGCCCAACAUUAAGUGUACGGAGAAAAGGUGCACCAAAUAUUAAUUACUUGUGA
Molecule: messenger RNA, 501 nt
Organism: Eurytemora carolleeae
Lineage: Eukaryota; Metazoa; Arthropoda; Copepoda; Calanoida; Temoridae
Product: sporozoite surface protein 2-like
Exons: 1
Coding region: 1-501 (166 amino acids)
Source: RefSeq, a predicted model, not a curated record